CGCCGGACCCGCUGUACCCGUACACAGCCUCUCCUUUCCGCUUCCGUCCGGGCUCGUGUGGCCGCAGGGCUGGGGCAGCUCAGCCGGGGGUUGUUCGGCAUGUGGCGGCGGCCGGCUUGGCAGGUGCUCCGCCAGUUGGUGAGACAUGAGUCUGGUGAUACAGUUGGCUCAUUGGUGCUGGAACGAUCCAUGAAUCGUGUUCAGUUGCUUGGUCGGGUUGGACAGGACCCUAUCAUGAGGCAAGUGGAUGGAAAAAAUCCUGUCACCAUAUUUUCUCUUGCAACCAAUGAGAUGUGGCGGACUGGGGAAAAUGAGGUAGCACAGACAGGUGAUAUCAGUCAGAAGACAACAUGGCACAGGAUCUCUGUCUUCAGACCAGGCCUAAGGGAUGUCACGUAUCAAUAUGUGAAGAAGGGUUCUCGGCUCUACGUUGAAGGGAAACUAGACUAUGGUGAAUACACAGAUAAAAACAAUGUGAGGCGACAGGCGACAACAAUUAUUGCAGAUAACGUAAUAUUUCUGAGUGAUAAUAUCAAAGAAAAGGUAUGAGCUCAUUAGCGCUUGGACUGAGGCUGUUUCAUUCCUUGUGCUUCACAGUGCUUCAUAAUUCUGUAAUCAUGUAUAUUUCUGUAGUUUCUUUAAAAAAACAAGCAAAUAAAGUGUUUGAUACCCACACAGGGUGAUUGUGUA
Molecule: messenger RNA, 690 nt
Organism: Coturnix japonica (Japanese quail)
Lineage: Eukaryota; Metazoa; Chordata; Aves; Galliformes; Phasianidae
Source: RefSeq, a predicted model, not a curated record